Messenger RNA from Wyeomyia smithii (pitcher-plant mosquito), 2105 nucleotides. RefSeq lists its product as uncharacterized. The transcript is spliced from 3 exons. The record is from RefSeq and is a predicted model, not a curated record. The coding region runs from base 412 to 2103 and encodes 563 amino acids. NCBI's taxonomy places the organism in Eukaryota, Metazoa, Arthropoda, Insecta, Diptera, Culicidae.
UUACCUGGGUGUUGCUGCCGUCUUCCUCAGAACAAAAACAUCACUAACUGGCUUCAACUGAUAACGACUGAUAACCAGAUAACGCGGUUAGCUGCCUCGUUUGACGGAAAAUGGAACUACCGAAGCGCGAGUUGGCGAUGUGUGAAAGCGGUCUUAGCCUGUCUGUUCCGGAGCGCCUUUGGGCGCAUACACACUUAAGUUCACGUACGACAAUAAUGACGACGGCGCAGCAGAUAAUGUCAACGCAAGGCACUCCGGCAGUAACAUUUGAGUGGUUCUACUGAACUGUUAAGCCAACGAUACGAGCUGGCAAUUUUGACGACUUUCGUACGAAAUUUAAUUCGGUCAUGUAGAAGGAUAUGCGUUGUGAAAACCCGUUCGAGCAACCUAAUAUUAAGUAGCUAAAACUUUAUGGUUGUAUCCCGCGAAAUGGAAGCAUUCAUCAACGAAUCAGUCGAGCCACGAAUCUUUGAUUUGAUAGUGUUAAUUCUACCGAAAUGGAAGUUACUGCUUUAUAUAUUUAUGAUGAACGUCAUCAUCUUCUCCCCAAUCUACUUCUUCAGUGUGAUCCUGAUCGACAGCUGGGGAGAGCAGCAGCUAAUCUGUCCGUCGGCCGCACUGUUUGGAUUCAACCUGAUCCACCGCGCGCUGUUUAUGCGCUACAACCUCAGCAACACCCGGUCGAUACUGAUAGGAGUGGUAAUUCUGGGUACAGGAAUCUCAGCCAGCGGCACGGUCGCCAUGUAUAGUGCGGAUAGCGGGGGAAGUUUUCUACCUGUGGUAUUACUAUACAGCUCAGUAGGUGGCUACGGAUAUCAUCUAAUAUUCUCCAAAAUGUGGAAACUACUAGCAAAAAUCUUCAACGCAAAGAAGGAAAUGUUCGUUAUCAAAUUUCUCCAUUCGUUCGGACAGUCGGUGACGUUACUUUUUCUGCUGGUAACCUUCCAUUAUCCUUGGACCGAUUACAUCCUCGGUGCUCUUUUAAUCCUCUUCGGCGGUGUGCUGUUAAAUAUCAUUCCGAUAACAAUCCUGAUCGUGAAUGAGAAGAAUUAUCUCAAGCUGGAUCAAGAUUCGAUGGUUCAGCGGACGGAGAAAGGGAACGAGUCGUUCUACAACGAUGUAUCGAAAAGCUACGUAAGUUCAGACGAGCAGCAAGCGGUUGAACCGGAAGCACUCCAAAUACCGAUGAUGAGCUGGAAAAAUCCAGCAAACUAUAGUCGGCCGGAGGAGGAGAUCCAAAUGCCAAUCAAUCUCGAAGAUGACCUUGAUGAAGACAUGCUAAACCGAGAGGGUAAAUAUUUCAAUUCAGAGGGAGUGGAAAUCUUAGAAAUCAUCAUCGAAGAAGACGAAGAAAACAUAGCAGCGUAUGAAGCAGCUACAGCAAACUCUGUGUUCGCUCGCAAACUCAACGAGAAGGAUCAGUGGACAUUAUUCCAUCAGCUGGUGGAAUCUAUCACAACUUUCUACCGAGGUUUAUACCUCAAGCAGCAUUUCAACACGAAAAUAGUGACGUCCGUUCGGUUCGCAUUCACCGAGAUGAAAUUCUACAGUUGCCUGUUGCUGAAGUCUACAGAUCUGUGCAUUUUCAUUCUCUUCCUGACGCUACUACCGCGGUUUAUGUCAUACCACUAUUACUAUCGAGGGAAACCCCGCCAGAUGCUGCUGAUGUCGUUUGUCAUCAUUUCUUCCGCUUGGGCAGGCUGCUCGCUGCUGCUACUCUGGUGUGAUAUUAAAUUUCGCAAGCAGCAGGACAAGCUGCUCAUCUUCAGUGUUCUGUUUAAAACGUUCGGUUACUUUUGCGUAUAUUCGACCCGAUCCAGCUUCUGGACUGUAUCCGGAUGUGUGCUGAUAGGCGUUGGGCACGCUAUCAGUUGUUCUUACCAGGAUUUGGUGAUUAAGCGCAAGUUUAAUGCGCGCCAGUGGUGCCUAACCAAGAGUGCGCUCUGUCUUACCAGUGGUGUCCUGGUAGUGUUGUUGGCCGUUUUGGUCAAUGUAGCAUACGUUUACUGUAGGAUAGACAAUGUGGUGCUGUCGGUUCUGUUGGUGUACUGCUUUAGUGGGAGCCUCUGGCUCGUAUGCAAUUAUAAGAUUAUAUUUCGAUAGAA